Cornus florida is the source of this 914-nucleotide messenger RNA. Its product is annotated as sulfated surface glycoprotein 185-like. The transcript is spliced from 3 exons. Lineage: Eukaryota; Viridiplantae; Streptophyta; Magnoliopsida; Cornales; Cornaceae. Gene Ontology annotation, molecular function: metal ion binding. The record is from RefSeq and is a predicted model, not a curated record. Bases 313 to 840 code for a protein of 175 amino acids.
AUUUUCACAAUAAGAGUAGGGGAGGGGUACUGAUUUACUUAUUACUCUACAUUCACAACAAGAGUAGGGGAGGGGUACUGAGUUUCAUUGUAAAUGUAGAGUAAUAAGUAAAUCUAUAGCGACCCCAUCAACAGUCAUCUGCCUUCUUAAUAUAAAGCCUACUUCACUGACAAAUCUCCUUCAUAAGAAGAACACGUCUAUGUCUAUGUAUGUCUGUCUGUCUCUCUCACACACAAACACACACAGUUCAUCAUCAAUACACCAGUGUUCUCCAACAGCUUGAUUAUUUUCUGAGCAAUCAAAGUCACAGCCAUGACUGAAAAGGUUACAACAAUGAUACUACAUGUCGAUCUUCAGUGCUCUUGCUGCUACAAGAAGAUCAAGAAAAUACUAUGUAAAUUUCCUGAGAUUCGAGACCAGGUGUAUGACGAAAAAAAAAAUACGGUGAAGAUUACCGUAAUAUGCUGCAAUCCCGAGACAAUUCGUGACAAGUUAUGCUGCAAGGGAAGAAAGUCAAUCAAGUGUAUUGAGAUACCGCCGCCGCCGCCGCCGCCGCCGCCGCCGCCAAAGCCAAAGCCGACGCCGACGCCGCCGCCGACGCCGCCGCCGACGCCUCCGCCGCCGCCGACGCCGCCACCGCCGCCGCCGCCACCGAAUAAAUGUAUCCCGAUCCAAGUGUGUUGUGGGCCAUGUUAUCAUGGGUUUGGAAGGACGACACCACCACCACCACCUUGUUAUUAUCCCCCAAGAAUACCAUGCUAUUGCUAUGGAAGACCAUGUUACAUGACUAGUUGUGAUUGCUACACAGUAGGUAAUCCAUCAGAACGCACAAUCAUGUGACCAUGGUGCACUGGGUGGUCAUUGUUGUUAGGGUCCUGAUCAUGCUCAUUAAAUGUCCAAUUUUUUUUUUUUUU